CCCCCCCUCCACAGCCACAAUCCCCGAUGGUGGCCACAAUGAGCGGCGCAGCCUUGCCCAUGUCCAGCCUGCUGGAAAAGAUGACAUCCAGCGACAAAGACUUCAGGUUCAUGGCCACCAGCGACCUGCUGUCAGAGCUGCAGAAGGACUCAAUCCAGCUGGAUGAGGACAGUGAGCGCAGGGUGGUGCAGACGCUGCUGGGGCUGCUGGAAGACAGGAAUGGUGAAGUGCAGGGCCUGGCGGUCAGGUGCCUGGGCCCCCUGGUGGGCAAGGUGAAGGAAUGCCAGGUGGAAGCCAUCGUGGAGGCGCUGUGUGCCAACAUGCGCUCAGACAAGGAGCAGCUGCGGGACAUCGCUGGCAUUGGGCUCAAGACCGUCCUCUCCAAGCUGCCCCCCGCAGCCACAGAGUCCAGCUUGGCCACCAGCGUGUGCCGGAAGGUAACGGGCCAGCUCACUGCUGCCAUCAUCCAGCAGGAGGACGUAGCACUGCAGCUGGAAGCCCUGGACAUCCUGUCAGACAUGCUGAGCAGGCUGGGCGCGCCCCUCGGCGCCUUCCACGCCGGCCUCCUGCACUGCCUGCUGCCGCAGCUGGGCAGCCCACGCCUGGCCGUACGCAAGCGGGCGGUCGGGGCGCUCGGCCACCUGGCGGCCGCCUGCUGCAGCGACCUGCUCACCCAGCUCGCCGACCACCUGCUGCAGCGCCUGCCCAGCCCGCGCGAGCCCGCCUGCCCCACCUGCCCCGCCGCCGCGCGCACCCUGGUCCAGUGUGUGGGCAGCGUGGGCCGCCAGGCCGGCCACCGCCUAGGGGCCCACCUGGACCGCCUGGUGCCCCUGGUGCAGGACUUCUGCAGCCUGGAUGAUGAUGAGCUCCGGGAGUCCUGCCUCCAGGCCCUGGAGGCCUUCCUGAGGAAGUGCCCCAAGGAAAUGGGCCCUUACGUGUCCAGCGUGAUAAGCCUCUGCCUGCAGUACCUGAAGCAUGACCCCAACUAUGACUGUGGCAGUGACGGGGACAAGGGGCAGAUGGAGACGGAGGACAGUGAGCUCAGUGGGCAAGAGAGUGAGGAUGGGUACAGUGACGAGGAGGACCAGAGCUGGAAGGUACGGCGAGCGGCAGCCAGGUGCCUGGGGGCGCUGCCCUGUUCACGGCCCGACCUGCAGGCCGAGCUCCUGUGCUCGCUGGGGCCCCCGCUCAUCCAUCGCUUCCGGGAACGUGAGGAGACCGUCAGGGCCGAGGUGUUUGCCACCUACUCGGAGCUGUUGCACCUGGCACGGGCCCCGGGAGGCUGGCCAGAGACACAGGAGGAGGCAGGGGAGCAGGGGAGCUUCCGUCACCUGCUGCGGGGACAGGUGCCCCUGGUGGUCAAGGCCCUGCAGCGACAACUCAAGGACCACAACCCACGGGUGCGCCAAGCCUGCUUCAGCCUCCUGGGUGAGCUGGAGGCAGCGCUUCCAGGCAGCCUGGAGGAGCACACGCCCAUGCUGGUGACAGGCCUGGUCUUCUCACUCGGAGAGCGGUCUGGCCCCUCGGCUGUGCGCCUGGACGCCCUAGCCCUCCUGCAGCAGCUGAUUGGCACCGAGCCGGUGGCUACCUUCGCCUCGCACCUGCCCACCCUCCUGCCUGCCCUGGAGGGCUGUGUGGCCGACCCCUGCUGCCGGCUGGCAGCUGAAGGCCUGCGGGCGCUGCAGGAGCUGGUGAGGGUGCUGUGGCCCCUGGACGGGCCUGGUGCCCUGGACCCGCAGCCCCACGUGGCGAGGGUGGCAGCAGCCUGCCUGUCCCGGCUGCGUGCAGUUGACCUGGACCAGGAGGUGAAGGAGCGCGUACUGGCCUGCACCGGGCACCUGCUGGCCCACCUGGGCGACCGCCUGGCCGGGGCCGAGGUGCUACUGCUGGGCCUGCUGCUGGAGCGGCUGCAGGGCGAGGCCACCCGGCUGCCUGCCACCCGGGCCCUGGCGCUGGCCGCCGCCUCCCCGCUGUUGCUGGACCUGCGGCCCCUGCUGGCCGAGGCACUGCCCCUGCUCGCUGGGUUCAUGCGCAGGGGCCCUCGGGCUCUCAGGCUGGCUGCCCUGCAGGUCCUGGAAGCGCUGGCUCGCACCCGGGGCCCCAGCCUCCCAUCGCCUGCCCUGCAGCCCGUGUUGGCUGAGCUGCCCACUCUGCUUGGUGAUGGUGACAUGCCCGCGGCACAGCUGGCCUUGGAGCUCCUGGCCGCCCUGGCCCAGGCCCAGCCGGCCUGCUUGGCCGAGGUCAGUGGCCCGGUGCUGGAUGCACUGCUGGGGCUGCUGUGCUGGCCGCUGCUGCCCGCAGGGGUGCUGGCGGCGGCCGAGGCACUGCUGCAGGCACUGGCCGGGGGGCGACCGCCCUGUGUGGACUAUGCCCGCCUCACCCGGCUGCUCAUGGCACCCGUGAUCCAGGCCCCUGCGGCCGGCAGGCCCGGGCCGCCCAAGCAAGCCCUGCAUUCCCUGGCCCGCUGCCUGGCCACGCUGGCGGCCGCCUGUCCCCAGGAGGCGGCGGCCACUGCCCAGCGGCUGGUGGCUGAAGCCCGGUGUCCCGACUCCAGCCCGCACAUCCAGGUGCUAGCCCUGCUCACGCUGGCUGAGCUGGGCGCCGUGGCGGGGCCAGGCCCACAGCGGGAGCUCAAGGCCGCACUGCUGGACGCUCUGGGAUCAGCCAGCGAGGACGUGCGGGCGGCCGCGUCCCUGGCGCUGGGCAGGGUGGGCGCGGGCAGCCUGGCCGACUUCCUGGCUCUCCUGCCCGCCCAGCUGCGGGCCGAGCCACGCCACCAGUACCUGCUGCUUGGCGCACUGAGAGAAGCACUGGGCAUGGCUGUGCCUGACAGCCUGAGGCCGCACCUGGAGGUCGUGUGGGCCUUGCUGCUGCCCCUCUGCCAGGUGGAUGAGGAGGGCACCCGUGGCCUGGUGGCCGAGUGCCUGGCCAGGCUGGUGCUGGCCAACCCACCCUUCCUCCUGCCCCGCCUCCGGAUGCAGCUGGCCGCAGACCAGCCCCUCACGCGGAGCACAGCCAUCAUGACAGUCAAGUUCCUCAUCUCAGACCAGCCCCACCCUGUCGACCCGCAGCUCAAGACCAUCAUGGGUGACUUCCUGGAGAGCCUUCGGGACCCGGACUCUGGCGUGCGGCGGGCGGCGCUGGCCCUGCUCAACUCGGCUGUGCACAACAAGCCCUCGCUGGUGCGAGGUGAGCUGGGCACCGUGCUGCCCCUGCUCUACCAGGAGACCCGCGUCCGCAGAGAGCUCAUCCGCGAGGUGGAGAUGGGACCCUUCAAGCACACAGUGGAUGAGGGGCUAGACCUGCGGAAGGCGGCCUUCGAGUGCAUGUACUCGCUGCUGGAGCGCUGCCUGGCCCAGCUGGAGCUCGGAGAGUUCCUGAGCCGUGUGGAGGAUGGCCUGAAAGACCACCCUGACAUCCGGAUGUCCACCUUCACCAUGCUGGCUCGGCUGGCAGCCCUGUGCCCCGCCUCCGUGCUGCAGAGGGUGGAUCGGCUCAUGGAGCCCCUCAGGGCCACCUGCCUGGCCAAGGUGAAGGCGGACUCCGUGAAACAGGAAUUUGAGAAGCAGGAGGAGCUGAGGCACUCUGCCAUGAGGGCCGUAGCCGCCCUGCUGAGCAUCCCAGAAGUGGGCAAGAGCCCCAUCAUGGCCGACUUCCUGUCCCAAAUCCAAUCCAACCCUGAACUCAAGGUUCUUUUUGAAAGCACCCAGAAGGACUCGGCUUCAGGACGCAGCACCGACACCACAGAGCUCAGCUAGGGGCAUGGGGGUAGACUGUCCCCUGGACCCAGGCCUGGUCCCCCUUGCUUAUCUGGGGUGGGUAAGGCUUAUCCCCAACUCACUGGCCCUUUCCUCAGGAGAAAGCAGCAGGGUACCAAGUGCCCAGCUGUGACCUCACUCACUGGUCAGGGCCCCACUCCAAUGCCUGAGUAACUUAGCUGCUUCCAGUUACAUCACAGAAUCCAGACCCAUUUUCUUUCUCACUGAGGAAGCACUGGCCCAGAAAGCUGCUCGUUACCCUGCCAUAGGGUAGGGCCCUGAGCCUAAGUGGGGGAAAAGGACAAAGAGAAGCCACCUUUCUCACCCUGAGCAGAACAAGUGCAGUUGGAAAUGACAAACUGGAUAAUGUACCUGCUGCCCUGGGGGAAUAAAGUCGAAACUGUCUCC
This is a messenger RNA of Erinaceus europaeus (western European hedgehog), 4166 nucleotides long. RefSeq names its product cullin associated and neddylation dissociated 2 (putative) (gene CAND2). Gene Ontology annotation, cellular component: nucleus. The coding region runs from base 27 to 3758 and encodes 1243 amino acids. Gene Ontology annotation, biological process: SCF complex assembly; protein ubiquitination. The transcript is spliced from 15 exons. The record is from RefSeq and is a predicted model, not a curated record. Lineage: Eukaryota; Metazoa; Chordata; Mammalia; Eulipotyphla; Erinaceidae.